GGGGUUAGGGGGCGGGCCGGGGGCGGAGGCGGGGCGGGCGCGGCCGGCGCGCUGCUAAGUGGUUGGAGCCGCCGCCGCUGUUGCAGGGGCUGCGCUGGAGAGCUGGCCCGGGCGCACUGUGUGCGGUGACGGCGGCGGCAGCUGGCGCCGCUCGGUCCCUUGCUCCGGAGGAGGAGGAGGAGGAGGAGGAGCUGUGCGCCCGGGAAUCCUGGUGCUGGGGAGCCGCCGCCGUCGGAACGGGGUCCGGCGAGAACGGAACGGAGCCAAGGGCUCUAGAGAAGCCGCGGCUUCCAGUCCCCGGGGGACACGCACAAUCCAGCCGAGCCGAAGCGGGUGAAGCUUUAGCGGCUGCUGCAGAGCGCAGAGCCCCGAGGUCUCCUUCCUCCCGGGGAGCUGAGCUGGGCGCCGCGGAGCGGUCCCAGCCCCUGAUCGGAAGAGCCCAGAGCUCCGGGGAGAGGCGAAGCCCAGCAUGCUGCCGGAGGAUGCCUGAGGCUGGCCGGCCUGCGAGCGGGCGGCUUCCCGGGCCCUCCCGGAGCCUAGUCGGAGGAAUGGUGACCGUGGGCUGCGUCUUGGUCUUCUACCUGGCUGUGGCUGUGAAUAGUGCCGGUGCCGGCCCGGGUCCCGGACUGGUCAUUUCUCACCUGGAGCCUCGACCUGCCAGGAGAGCCACAGAGCAAUUGAGGAGUGGCCCCAGGACUCAGGAGGAAUUGGUCUUCUCAAGUGGGGAGAGCGUUGAGCUCGGCUGCGAGGUUCAAGACUCUCCCGUGUUGUCCUGGUUCAAGGACGGGGUGGCGAUCUUCCCCACUAAUAAGACCCACAUUGGGCCCAACCUGCUGAAGAUCAUCAAUGUGUCUUAUGAUGACUCUGGCUUCUACACCUGCCAGCAGAAGCAUUCUAGUGAGGUUCUCUGCAACUUUACCAUCCGAGUGACCGAGUCUCCAUCUUCUGGUGAUGAUGAAGAUGAUGAGGAUGAAGGAGAAGACACAGCUGUACCAGACCAACCAGGGGAACCCGACCUUCCUCACCUACCUCUCCAUGGUGCCCCAUACUGGACCCGCCCUGAGAGAAUGGAUAAGAAACUUCUCGCUGUCCCAGCUGCAAAUACUGUUCGCUUCCGGUGUCCGGCCGCUGGCAACCCCACCCCCACCAUCUACUGGCUGAAGAACGGCAGAGAGUUCAAAGGAGAACAUCGAAUUGGGGGGAUUAAGCUGAGACAUCAGCAGUGGAGUCUAGUCAUGGAGAGUGUGGUACCUUCGGACCGGGGGAACUAUACCUGCGUGGUGGAGAACAAGUAUGGCAGCAUACAGCAAACCUACACGCUGGAUGUCCUGGAGAGAUCCCCACAUCGGCCCAUUCUGCAGGCCGGCCUCCCGGCCAAUCAGACCGCGGUCGUGGGGAGCAACGUGGAGUUCCACUGUAAGGUGUACAGCGAUGCCCAGCCCCACAUUCAGUGGCUGAAACACGUGGAGGUGAAUGGCAGCAAGUAUGGCCCCGAUGGAACACCCUACGUCACCGUCCUCAAGUCAUGGGUCAGCAAUAACGUUGAAGCAGACGCUAACCUGAAUCUGUUCAAUGUGACAGAACAGGAUGAAGGAGAAUACCUUUGUAGAGCCAACAAUUUCGUAGGCAUAGCCGAAAAGCCAUUUUGGCUCCACAUUCGCAAAUCCAGACCAGCUGAAGAAAUGGUUGAAAUGGAUGAUUCGGGCAGUGUCUUUACCGGCCUCCUCAGUUACGGGCUUGGGUUUUGUCUCUUCAUUGUGGUGGUGGCCGUGGCCGUGGCCAUUUGUCGGCUGAAGAUGCCCUCCAAGAAGGCCAUCAACACCCCCACUGUCCAGAAGGUGUCCAAGUUCCCGCUCAAGCGACAGCAGGUGUCCCUGGAAUCGAACUCGUCUAUGAAUUCCAACACCCCCCUGGUGAGAAUCGCCCGCCUGUCCUCCAGCGAGGGGCCCAUGCUGGCCAACGUGUCCGAGCUGGAGCUCCCCGCCGAUCCCAAGUGGGAGCUGUGCAGAUCCCGCCUCACCUUGGGAAAACCUCUUGGCGAAGGCUGCUUUGGCCAAGUGGUCAUGGCAGAAGCCAUCGGCAUUGAUAAAGACAAGCCCAAUAAGCCUGUCACCGUAGCUGUGAAGAUGCUGAAAGAUGAUGCCACAGAUAAAGACCUGUCUGAUUUGGUCUCUGAGAUGGAAAUGAUGAAAAUGAUUGGAAAACAUAAAAACAUCAUUAAUUUAUUGGGAGCCUGCACACAGGAUGGUCCCCUCUACGUCCUUGUGGAAUAUGCCUCCAAGGGGAACCUCAGGGAGUAUCUGCGAGCUCGAAGACCCCCAGGGAUGGAUUACUCCUUCGAUACCUGCAAGCUUCCAGAAGAACAGCUGACCUUCAAGGACCUAGUAUCCUGUGCCUACCAAGUGGCCCGAGGCAUGGAGUACCUGGCAUCCCAGAAGUGCAUUCACCGGGACCUGGCAGCCCGAAAUGUUCUGGUUACCGAAGAUAGCGUGAUGAAGAUCGCAGACUUCGGCUUGGCCAGGGACGUGCACAACAUUGACUACUACAAGAAAACCACCAAUGGGCGGCUGCCUGUGAAGUGGAUGGCUCCGGAGGCCCUGUUUGACCGGGUGUACACUCACCAGAGCGAUGUCUGGUCUUUCGGUGUCCUACUCUGGGAAAUCUUUACGCUAGGAGGUUCCCCCUACCCUGGGAUUCCCGUGGAGGAACUCUUCAAGCUGUUAAAAGAGGGCCAUCGGAUGGACAAGCCCGCCAACUGUACCCAUGAUCUGUACAUGAUCAUGCGAGAGUGCUGGCACGCGGUCCCAUCUCAGAGACCCACCUUCAAGCAGCUGGUUGAAGACUUAGAUCGAGUUCUCACAGUCACAUCCACAGAUGAGUACCUGGACCUGUCUGUACCCUUUGAACAAUACUCCCCAACCUGCCAGGACAGCCACAGCACCUGCUCCUCCGGAGAUGACUCGGUGUUUGCCCACGACCUGCUCCCUGAAGAGCCCUGCCUCCCCAAAGCCCCGAAGUGUAACGGCGCCCUCAGGACGUGAUAGCCUCAGCGACCUGGCCCCGGGGCCUGUGGGGAGCUGAGCUCGUCCAGAAGCCUGGAACCAGAGGGGACAGAACAUCCGGGAGGAUGAGAUCUGGGCCCAGGCUGAGGAGAACCUCCUGGCCCGCUGAAACUUUGUUUUCCCCCCAAUCAUUUUUGCUGUAGAAAGAAGCCAAGAAGCACUGUAUGGCCUGAAGGAAGAAAAAUCUUUUGCCAAGAUAAUUAUAUGAUUAUAUAUAUAUAUAUAUUUGAUAUAUACAUUACAUAUAUAUAUAUAUAUUGGAAAAUAGAAUGUUCGUCUAGCUCUCAUCCCUCCCCCCAAAAGAAAAGGCUUAGACAUGAAGUCGCCGUUCUGUGCUAUGAUGUGGAAUAGACUUUGAGGAUUCUAGGAUAGGGAGAUAUGUGGGGGAAAGAGAGGAAAGGCAGUGUGGUAUAGUGGUCGGAGAACCUGGGUUCGAUCCCCAUCUCUACUACUGUACUUCCUGAGCCAUCCUGGACAAAUCACUACCUCUCUGGACCUUUUUUCUCCACUGAAAACUGAGGAGGUUGGAUGAGGUCAUUUCCUGUGAUCUAGAGAAAGGUUAGAAGAGGAAGGAAGGUGGGGUAGGGUCGUAGUUAUUGGGGAUUUUUUUUCUUUUCAUAAUGAAUAUAGAGAGAUUGCCUUUAUGCGGUCUACCUGGGGACCAUCUGAAAGGGAGCAGAUUCCAUGUUCUCUCAGGGGACUGGGUACAGGUGUGUCCCACCUACUGGAUGGUGACUCUGGGUUGAGAGAAAGAAUUAUGUACAGAGUUGGAGGGCGAAAGAGGCUCUGGCCUUGAAGGGACAGUCUUGCCCUCAGGAGCUACCGGCUAUGAUGCUCAUGGCCUUCUCCCUGUUAACAAAUGUCUGGGCAGUAUGGAGCAGGAAGGGAUCAGCGGCCCUACUUGGAUUGAGGGGCAGCUAGAAGCAAAGGGCAUCUAUGUCUUGCUUCGGUCCUCCCAACUCCAUGCUCUGGCACUGGCCAAUGACGGCAAAAGCAGAAACAAUUUCAGGCAUUGUAAAGGGAGUAACUAGGUCUGAAGCAGGAGCAGGGGACUAGGGCAAGAGUUUUGUGUUGGAGUAAGUGUCAGGAGUGUUGGAAGUGGAGAAAGGGUCAAGCACCAUAUUUCCUCAGUGAUGGAGACAAAGUCAAGAGAGGUAGGGUAGUAUUGUGGAAAGAGACAGUGAUCUUACUCUUGAGUAAGUUCCUUCUCCCCGUAAAAUGGCCGAGUCAGCAAUCUCUCAGAUACCUUCUGACUCUAAAUCCCACGAAUCUCUAAGUCACUUUCUCUUUCUGGGCCUCUUGUUCUGUUCAGAGUUGCUUUGGGGGGAACUAGGAUUCCUGCCUCAGGAGUGUAACUGGUUGGUUGGUUGGUAGGUUGGUUGGUUUGGAGCUGGGGCUUUUUGUCUUCUGUGUUAAAGAGAAGCAUCACAGUGUCAGCUGUCCCUAUCUCCUUCCCCCAUCCCAUGAAGAUUUGAAAUUACGGGUACCUGAAGGCAGGAGCCUUUAAUUUAUAUCAAAAAAGGUUUAUUCCAGACAAUUGUGUAAAUACAUAUAAAUAGAUAUUGUGUGUGUGUGUGUGUGUGUGUGCGUGCGUGCGUGCGUGUGUGAGAGAGAGAGAGAGAGAGAGAGAGAGAGAGAGAGUAUAAAAUAUAUAUAUGGAGAGUGUACAAUAGUGAUCCAGCUUAAACAAGAUGGAUGGAAGGCCCUCAGAAGCAAACAUCACAAUAUCAAAUAUCGGACCUUUGGGGGAAAAAAGAACAACAAAGAAGAAGAAAGGAAAAAAAAAAGAAACUGCAUUUUUUUGGUCGGUGUUGUUAUUGUUCUAUAUUGUCACAGUUUUGUUUUAAAAAUUGUAUUUUAACCUGUAUAUUUGUAAAGUUAUUUAUAGUCUGCUGAAGGGACUCCAUCUGCUUUGUUUGAAAUAGCGUAGCAUUGCUGUCAACCUAAUUUCCCAGAGUUUUAAGAGUUUUAACUUAUUAACAGCUGCGAAAAAGUAAGUAUAUGCCUUUGUUUCCAUGUUUACGGGAACCAUCGAGCGAAUGUAUGGCGCGCACAGUCCUGAACAGAUGUCAUGAGACUGUCUGUGUUGUUAUUUCAUAUUCUAGCUUUUCUCUGAAUUGCAGUGAGCUGUUUUUGGUUUAUUUUUGCAACACAGUUAAGCAAGAGCCCCCAGAGCCAGCCUUCAGGAGGGAGGUUGUACCUAAAUCUUGUCUGAGGAAACUGAGGCUGGCGGGGGAUUCCCUGCGGCUUGAUGUGCCUCAGCUGGGCAGGGCUUUCUCUGUGCCAUCUCUUUGAGGGUGGGAAGGUCAUGAGUCCUCUUUCCAGAUAAAGGGAUUCAUCAUUGUUGUCUUUAAGCGCACCCUCCAGAAAGCCCAAAGCAUGCGGGAAUCCCCUCAUACCAAAGCCACAGCUUAGCAGGCUUAGCCCUCCGAGCAUCCCUGGAUGGUCUGCAUGUCGCAUGUGCCCAUAGCAUCCCACUGUGUCCAGGGAGGUAGCCAGAGAGUGCCCCUGCCCUCAGCAACUACACACUCACUUAGGAGACAGACACCCUUGUCACUGUUGGGAACCUGACUUUUUUUUUAAGCCCUUUGAAUGAUAGAAGAAGGAUUUCUGAGUGUGUUCUGUAAUUUCCUCCCUCUCUACCCAACUCGUUCCUUCAUGAUGAAGCAUAGGAAACAAGAGUCUUAGUCUGUGACUAUGUAUUCUUUCCCUCCUUUUCAGAAUUUCCUGGAAACUAAAAUCGAAAAAAUAUAUAUAAUAAUAAUUUAUAGCUUCAAGAUGAUGUCAGGAAAAAGGUUUCAUUUCUUUUUUUUUUUUUAAAUUUUGGGUCUGUUUUGCAGAGGAAGUAGAUUUCUAUAGGGAAACCUUUGGUUUGGUUUUGUUCGGGGAACUUUAAAUGGGAGAGAAAAAAAAAAAACACGGUAUUUUCCUACAAAUGUCUUCUAAUCACGUACAUUCCACAGACGGACAGAGUGUGACGUCCAGCACCAGAGGAGAAUGUACAAUCGUGCGCAUGGUUUCAAAUGUUAUUAGAUAUUAUAAAUAUAUAUAUAUAAUUUAUUGAGUUUUUACAAGAUUGUAUUUGUUACUGUAGACUUAACAUUUCUUAUGCAAUGCUUAUAUAGUUUUAUAGCCGGGACUGUUACCUUUAAAAAGUUUGGGAGACAAGUGCCGUAAAUCAAUUUCUACACUGUUAUAUAGUUGGCAGAUUUGGGAUGGCUUACUCUCCGUAGGCAAUUCCACGUUUAUUUUAGACAAGCAGCACCCAUCGGUGGCUGCUGUCGGAAGCAUCAGAACACUAAACACAGCAGACUCUGCUUUUCUUAACCUGGCAAACUUUAACUUUUACCAAAAAAUAAAAUAAAAAUUGGUUUAAGCUUCA
Antechinus flavipes (yellow-footed antechinus) is the source of this 6444-nucleotide messenger RNA. RefSeq names its product fibroblast growth factor receptor 3 (gene FGFR3). Gene Ontology annotation, molecular function: ATP binding; fibroblast growth factor receptor activity; fibroblast growth factor binding. The transcript is spliced from 19 exons. Gene Ontology annotation, cellular component: signaling receptor complex; membrane. The record is from RefSeq and is a predicted model, not a curated record. Lineage: Eukaryota; Metazoa; Chordata; Mammalia; Dasyuromorphia; Dasyuridae. The coding region runs from base 483 to 3041 and encodes 852 amino acids. Gene Ontology annotation, biological process: positive regulation of cell population proliferation; positive regulation of MAPK cascade; positive regulation of kinase activity.